AUGAAGGAAGCCCAGAUAAAAUGGAUUGAGCUUGUGGAAGCGUACGAUGAGGCUGCCAAUUCCAGAGACCCAGAUGAUGUUGAGGUUCCGGCCGAGAACGAAGGCGACGUGUCUGAAGUAGAUGACAACGCUGAAGAGGUUGAAGAGGCCGAAGACACUAGAGAUGAAAUCGAGGAUCUCGAACAGGAGAAUGCUACCCGAGAGCACAUUCCCAAGCAUUGUGGCGAUUUGUAUCGUAGUUUGAAGCCAACUUUGGCUGUACUGGAUGCGAAAACCAAAAACGCUAUUCACAAAAUUGUAGUAGAGAGAUUAGGAGAAUAA
Molecule: messenger RNA, 321 nt
Organism: Wickerhamiella sorbophila
Lineage: Eukaryota; Fungi; Ascomycota; Dipodascomycetes; Dipodascales; Trichomonascaceae
Exons: 1
Coding region: 1-321 (106 amino acids)
Source: RefSeq, a predicted model, not a curated record